AUGCCAGACGAGACAGCUACCCACAGUAAUUACCCCUCCCUCUUCCUUUUGCUUCAUGCUCUCUAUCUCUCUCAUCCUGAAUCCUGCCUGGCUUCUCUACUCUGCAACGGCUUUCUCCAUUUCAUCGCCCUGGAUUUGUCAGUGUCCCCGCCCGAAUUCACGUUGAACCCGGUACGCGCAAAAGUGAAGCAUCAGAUAAGACGUGUUCCCAUUACGUUAUAUACCUCUGAUGUACCUUCAUGUACCCGCUAUCCCCCCCGUGGCGACAUGUCCACCACCCCCGUUUUCCCGACUGAAGGGCUCGAGGCUGUUAGGCAAGACAAGCACACAUUACACCGCAUCAUGCCCCUUUCUUCCUUCCACCGUGCGUGCCUGUUGGAUGGGCACAUGCAACUCAAUCGUCGUCGAGUCUGGAGCCACCAUCCUGGAUAGUACCAUCUCCCGUUGUUCUUUUCCUUCCUUCCUUCUUUCUAAUUCCUUUUUCCCUGUAUUUUUUUUUCUUCUUCUUGGUUCAGAGUUCCAGCCACUUCACCGCUCUCCAUGGGAA
Molecule: messenger RNA, 547 nt
Organism: Periconia digitata
Lineage: Eukaryota; Fungi; Ascomycota; Dothideomycetes; Pleosporales; Periconiaceae
Source: the annotation of a GenBank genome assembly